UCCGUCGGCCAUCUUGUAAUUUUUAGCGUGGUUUUGGUUGACACAAUGAGAGGACCACAACGAGGACGUAUGGGGCGCGGCAUGGGACGAGGAGGCAUGGGGCCCAUGAGGGGGCCUGGAAUGCGUGCGUUCAUCCCACACAUCCCAUUCGACCUCGCACAAUGUGAGGCGGUAUUCCCGCGCAACAAGCCGGUCACAGACGAGAAAGCUGAGAAGGCCUUCACCGAUGCAUUGCUGAAGAGGAACCAGGACUUGACCCCAAGUCCGACUGAGCAGAGCGCCGUCUUAAACCUGGUGACUAAAAUCAAUGCCGUAAUGGACAAUCUAAUCGUUGCCCCAGGCAAUUUUGAUUCGGCCGUAAGUUUUAAACAAAUCGAGGAAGUACGCCAGGUGGGUUCCCAUAAAAAGGGAACUAUCAUGUCCGGACACAACGUCGCUGAUCUUGUUGUUGUGCUGAAGACUUUACCAACAUUGGAAGCAGUCGCUGCUCUUGGCAAUAAGACCCUAGAAGAACUGAAGAAUGCUGAGCCCCAUGAGGUACUGACCAUGAUGACCAACGAGGGAGGCUUUGAGAUCAGCUCGCCUGAUGCGACUGUCAAAGUCCUCAUCACAACCCUCCACCAGAAUCUCAAGAAGCUGGACCCAGAGCUGCAUUUGGAAAGUAAAAUCAUGCACAGCCAUCUUGCUGCGAUCCGACACGCUCGCUGGGCUGAGGAGAAUGCAUUCCAUUCGAGCGUGAAGGUGCUUAUCAGGCUGCUGAGAGAUGUGAAGACGAGGUUUGAAGGUCUCGAACCCCUCUCACCGUGGAUCAUCGAUCUUUUGUCACACUACUCAGUAAUGAACAACCCAACGCGACAGCCACUGCCAAUCAACCAGGCCUUCCGCCGCAGCCUCCAGCUACUGGCAGCAGGGUUCUUCCUCCCUGGGUCGGCCGGUAUCACCGACCCCUGCGAGAACGGGAACAUCCGCGUCCACACAUCCAUGUCUCUAGAACAACAGGAUCAAGUGUGCUACACAGCGCAGACUCUACUGAGAGUGUUAUCGCAUGGAGGUUACAAGCAUAUCUUGGGUUUGGAGGGCACACCAGCAAUCGCCACAGAGAUGAGUGUGUGGGAGGGUGUUGUGGUUACGCCGUCUGACAAGGCAUACGAAAAGAUUGAGAAGAAAGAAGAUGACGAGGAGAGUGAGGGAGGAGCCGAGGAGUCCAUGGAUACGGCUGAUGUGAAUUAGUACACCAACGUUCUUGGUGUCCAAGGCAACUAAUGAAUUGCUCUGUUACGUUUUGCUGUCUGUUUUCACGACAUGCUCAUCAUCUAUUAACCUCUUGACUAUUGCCAACCGCUUGAGCGGUUGCUAUAAUAAACCUUUCUGUGUAAUGUUUGGUAUGACCUGGCUCGGUUCUACUGGUGUAAAGACCUGGCUCGGUUCUAGUGGUAUGUUGGCAUGUCGUCUGCUACCCACCAACUUGAACUAAGUUGUAUAGAUGGCGCUGCAGUGGCGGCGAAGACAGAGGUUUUGCCAGGUGCACGUGGCUGCACAAUAAUGCCAAAAAAGGCCCCUGUAUGGAGCAGUUGGAACGGCCCAGUAGUCAAGAGGUUAAGUGAGAAAGGUACAGUUUUGAAAUAAAAUGUACGGGCAAAAAUUAAAGAUUUCUGGGUAACAGUAGCACAAGUGGUUGUUAUAAGCCAUAUAGUAAGCUGUCACCUAAGGAUUAAGCGUAAUGAGUUAUUAUAGGCCCCAGAUCCCGUCUGGGGACUAUAUUGAUAUCACUGGAAUUCUCGAAACUGUUAUUUUCUUCCACCAAUACAUUUAUUGCGGUAGUCUAGCAAAACGGCUAAAUAAACCAGAAAUCAAUCACCCUUACACCACCAAACCCAAUUCCAUCUAUGGACUAUCGCAAAAGUAUUAAAAAAAUCCUCAGUAUUUCGAUACUUUUGAAGCAUUUUUUGCUGAGAUGUCGUCUGAUCGUCUUCUCCCAACAUGCCGAAGCUGCGAUUCAAUCUGACAUGCGCUGUGACAUGCGCAGAGGCUAGACGCUGAUACAUUAGCAUAAGCUCCGCCCCGUCAUAAUGACUUCAUUAUUCUCAGGAGUUGGUCGAGCGAUGGGACGAUUCGAUGGAGGUAUUUAUAAAGAAACCCAAUUCGAUUCAUGGACUAUCGCAAAACGAUUUUUCAAAACUCAGAAUAUUUCGAUGCUUUAGAUGCGUUUUUAUGACUCCAGCUCCUCCCUCUGGGAGUUGGAGUCAGUAUUGUUUUCGCUCAGGUUUCUCGUACAAUCACGUGACCUCUCCAACACUCGAUAAUGCACUCUUUUCGUCAAAGUUUUAGGCCAAUCUUCGGCAUGAACAUGAAAUCUAAUAAGCGCAGUACUUAAAUCAGAUGUUUCUCUCGCCUUGAAAACAUUCCUGGGUAAAAUCCAUUGAGAUUAGCCGAGUUAAUCUAUUUUUUCCGUGCUUAAAAUCUCUGCCGCUGAAUUCUAUAAAUAGAAACUAUUAACAUCGCGGCAGUGUGGUUCCCAUUGUGCGUACUCCCACUUCACACCAUGUCAGGAGGUUUUACAGAGAGGGAGGGCGUGCGGUAAGAAGAAUGGCCAAAAUGACGUCACGUUUUCCUGGCAAUGCCUCUUGCCAGACCAGUCAAGCAUUGGGAAAGCAUCUUUAAUUCAGACAACGUUAGAACUAGUUAAUUAAUUUGCAAAAGUAAAAGCAGAUUUCACCACUAACCAGUCAAAUCGGAAUACGACGGCGCAAAAUGUUCUUGCUUUCUACUCUGUUGACAUGACGACUACCUGGGGACUAUCAAAUUUGCUACCAGCAAAUUUCGGAAUUCUAGUUGUAUAUACAACUCCACUUGUUUGCCUUAUGUGUUGUUAUAACUCACCAGUAUGGGCAGGAAAUCCUCUCACACAACUCAAAGCCAUACAUGUAUGUAACUCGAGAGAAUUUUAUUUGCAACACAACCGACACCAACAGAAGUACAACAUCAACUAUCAUACACAAGAGUUGUAACAAGACAUAAGGCAAACAAGUGGAGUUGUAUAUACAAUAGCUAAUUACUCUUAAUCCUAAGGUGACAGCUUACUAUGUGGCUUAUAACAUGUAUAACAACCACUGGCAAAGUGACUGGGGUGGUUCUCGUUCCCUCGGAACACAUCGAAGGAAUGGGGCCCAAUUUUGAAUGACCAUGAAUCUGUCAAGACAGAUUACCAAACUGACCAUGCCUUUUAAGUCUCGGAAACUUUCAGUAAAGCUUUGUAUUGUUUCCAUGGUUGAAAUUACCAUCAUGACAGAAAAUAUAUUUACCAAACAUCUGUAUCGGAUGUGCCCCGGUAUGAGGCGCACACACAGUAGGGGCUGUUCGGAAUUUAUAUUUCGAAGUUUGGGGGAAACGAUCAUGUCGUCAUGCUGCUGGGUUUAAUUUAUUACAAUCCGAAUUGCCUAUUGUGUUCUGUAAAUGUUUUGUGGUAUUUUAUAAAGCUGUGUUCACACUAGCGUUUUAAUACGAAUUGAAUACGAAUUAAAACCUAAAUUCGUAUUAACUGUUCAGACUGAAAUCGUUUUGGAACGAUGCCAAAUCGGUUUAUCGAAAACGGUCCCCGCACCGUAUUGAAUUCGCAUCAGAAUUCGGAUCGCCCGAUACGCAUUCGGUCUGAACAACUCAAUGCGCAUUAACAAGGCUGCCUUCCUGUUCGCAUGCGCAUGAUGUUAGUUCCGUUCCAGCGCAUGGAGAAAGUGUGAUAAAUGGCAAGUCAGGGCACACGCGUUUGUCGAAUAGGGUUUACGACAUGAUGGACCAAAUUUUGGGGAACAGGCCCAUCACCGACCCUGCGCGUGUUAUCGAUACUGCUGCAAUGGCUGCUGGAACCGGUAGGCACACCCCUGUGUCUAGGCGAAGGAUUGAUGAGGGCGCCGGCAACACUCCACCACUGCCGGCGUUGCCGUUCCUCAUCUUGUUGGACAUCCAUCUUCAUGCAUGCUAUGUUGUUGUAGCAGAGACAUUUGCGCCUCCCGAUCAGGAGAGUCGAUUCGUUCUCCUAAUGUUCAAUAGGCGGCGAUACUGGUUAAUGCGCAUUGGCAUGUUGUGUGUGAACACCCCCAAUUAAUGCGAAUUAACGUUGAUUCGUAUUCCGGGGCACGUAUUCCGGAAUGCGCAAUCAAUACGUAUUCAGUGUGAACGCAGCUUCAGAGUCGUGAAGGAAAUGCUUAACCCUUUUGCUAUGGAAACCAUUUUCCGCUUCCACCACUGAGUGAUGAGUUGUGGUGCCGUACUCUAAUAAUGUUCAAAAGUGUUGCCAUCUAUAAUAUUUGGAUCAAACUUAAUGUUAAGAAGGCUGCAGCCCAGUGCUGAUGAUAUAAUACAGUGUUGACGCUAUCUAGCCAGUUGAAGAGUGCCUAUACAAAAGGCCUGGUGCGUGUAAUAGGCCUAUGUAAAACAGCCAACCAAAACCGGGUAAAUAGCAUCUAUACAGUAUUUUUAUUGGUACAUGAGAAUUGAGGGGACAUGUUCCAUGACGUGCUAUGCACGUCAGUCACAGUAAAGGGGUUAAUUUGGUUUACAUAGUUUUAAAGUAUAUUCUUCAUGAAAUUGGAAUUUAAUUUUUAUUUAGCUUUUGUUUUGUAGAAUAACAAUUUCGAUCAUGUAGUUUUCACAUUUGUAUCAAAAUUAUUUUUAUUUUAAGUCCAAAUUCAUCUUUCUUUCCCCUUGUAAUUUACAAUGGACUCUUCUUGACAGUGAUGUUUACUAUGUAUUUGACCGGUCCAUUCUCUGCAAUAGGUGAGAAGGGUCACAUAUCUACUUGUGUCAACCAAUAAUCCUGAGAAUAAAGA
Molecule: messenger RNA, 4826 nt
Organism: Lineus longissimus
Lineage: Eukaryota; Metazoa; Nemertea; Pilidiophora; Heteronemertea; Lineidae
Product: interleukin enhancer-binding factor 2 homolog
Exons: 8
Coding region: 46-1230 (394 amino acids)
Biological process (GO): positive regulation of DNA-templated transcription
Cellular component (GO): catalytic step 2 spliceosome
Molecular function (GO): DNA binding; double-stranded RNA binding
Source: RefSeq, a predicted model, not a curated record